GACAUUUAAACAAAUCAGAAGUUGUGAUAGGUCCUUAACAAAAUGGAUCAUAGACCUUUACUUAUUAAUACGAAAGCUAUCGUUGGCUCGAGUUGACAAGCUUUCCAUUUUUCAGCUUCAAAGGAUCUGUAAAGAUCAAUCUGGUGGGUUGCCAACAUGAAACCUUGCUUUCCCAAGCAAAUUCUGGCAUAUUUGACUGUUUUUACGAUGGCAGCAUAUACUUUUCUUUCAAUUCUGCCGAAUAAAGAGCUAAGCCAUCAACAACAGAUGAAGCAAUUCAAGGAAUAUUAUGAACAACAAAUGCAAUGGCAACAGGAACUGCAAAAACUCAUUGAAAAUUUUGAGGCGAAAUUCAGCAGGAACGUGGAAAAUCAACUAACAGAAAUGAUGUCCAAAAAGAGGACUGAAAUCGAAAGUAAUGAAAUGCAAAUUUACAAUUCUUUCAAACCUUUGAUGACUGCAGAGGAAACAAAACAGUACAUGGAACUUUUCGAAGUUUUUCACAACGUCACCGAAGAGUCGAACAUAUCCUACUUUAUUGAUUCAGGCACUCUGAUUGGUGCUUUCCGCCAUGGUGGAUUCAUUCCCUGGGAUGACGACAUCGAUGUGCAAAUCCACGAGAAUGAUACAGACAAACUUAUUUCCGCUUUAAAGUCACAAGCUCCAAAAUAUGAGCAUUACGUAUGGACAAGCGAGGAUGAAGGAGAAAGUGAAAAUGUUGUGAAUAUGAAAUUUUUUCCCGCCGAUGGAAAAAUCAUCAACUCAAAGCGAUUCCCAGCAGGGUGUAAAUGGAAGUGGCCAUUCAUGGAUAUAUUUUUUUACAAAAUGAACAGCAAAUGGAUUUCUCUGUCAACAAGCAGGAUAUAUGCAUAUCCAAAGGAGGUGUUUUUCCCCCAUGACCUUGUUAGGUUUGAGAAUUUGCUUGUAUACGCACCACGACUGCCAGAGGUUAUCUUUAAUUUGGAGUACAAUUUGAGUGAGUGUAUAUCACCAAGGUAUAACCAUCGAGAAGAGGAUCAUUUCCCAGUUGAACAGGACAAGAAGGUUCCGUGCAAGGAAUUGGAGAGACUCCCUCUGUUUAACUGUUACACAUUUCAUGAUUAUAUCUAGACAACCGGAAUUUAACUCAGCAUGUUUGCUUGACCACAGGUGUCAAGACGGACUAAAUUCAGUGUCUGAUAGAGAGGGUGUCUUUCUAAACAGAGGUGUCUACAAAACAGGUUUCACUGUAGUUAAAACCGAUACCUUGAAUACCUUCAGAAUCUUUGUGGUACCGAUAUAUUUGAUACUACCAAGAAUUAAUAUUUUUAAAUCCUUGAUAUUAUCAUUAGGAAGGUCAACCAAUUUUGAUUUUGACUUGUGUUUUGUAGUGUACAAUUCCACCUUUUGGAUUACACUUACAGUCAUCCCCCAUGGUGUUAGAAUGGACGAAAUUCGAGAGGAUGUUCUGCUAACCCUACCCAGUGUCUACUAUUGUGAGAAUCCACUAUAGUUAAAACCUGAUAAAAAGCCCACACCUUGCUGGCCAUAUUUAGCAUCAGAAUUGAAACCAUAUAUAUUUCGACUAACCUACUGCGAGUUAAUUACAUGUAUCCCAAUCCGUCAAAUACGAUUAUAGAUCGAAACUGAGAUGCCAAUGGUCUAGAAGAUGGACACAAUAUUGAUGUUUCCGCGGAAACAAGUGUACAGCUUUGUGUACAUUGAAACCAGGAGUAGUGGUGGAAUAAUAUGUGAUCCGUCACAGCAAAACCAGACGCAUGUUGCCUAAGCUUGGCUGGUUGAAACGGAGUGAUUGUUCAUUUCACUGUUGUCUGCCUUUUGUGAAAUCUGAAUUAAUGAGUCUCCUUCAUUAUCUCUUGCAGUCUUGGUGUCUCUGUGUAACAUGCCCGGGAAUUGCUGUGACAGGUCACAUAUGAGACUCACAAUGUCAAUAUCAAGGUUACUGUCUUCAGUGUCAACCUUCCCAGAAUCAAAUACCACUAAGACUCGGAAGGCAUUCAUGGAACAAGUUUAAAAUAAAUCAUUAUAUGUGCGAGUCAGAUAAUUUUCUGAUUCAAUUCUUAAAAUGGAAGAUCACACUUUAAAAACUCUGUUUACAUCAUGGCCAAACAAACCU
Messenger RNA from Lineus longissimus, 2116 nucleotides. RefSeq lists its product as uncharacterized. Bases 157 to 1110 code for a protein of 317 amino acids. The transcript is spliced from 2 exons. The record is from RefSeq and is a predicted model, not a curated record. NCBI's taxonomy places the organism in Eukaryota, Metazoa, Nemertea, Pilidiophora, Heteronemertea, Lineidae.